Messenger RNA from Ziziphus jujuba (common jujube), 2064 nucleotides. Its product is annotated as plant UBX domain-containing protein 2. NCBI's taxonomy places the organism in Eukaryota, Viridiplantae, Streptophyta, Magnoliopsida, Rosales, Rhamnaceae. Bases 412 to 1866 code for a protein of 484 amino acids. Gene Ontology annotation, biological process: defense response to fungus. The record is from RefSeq and is a predicted model, not a curated record. The transcript has 3 exons. Gene Ontology annotation, molecular function: protein binding.
GUAAACAUAUACGACCCUGACGUGGCAUGACCACAUUGGACCACUUACUGUGGUUUCACGGAAACUUAAUCGAACAGCGAACAGCGUCGUCCAGGGCAGAGAAAAAUUCAGACAGCCAACAAUAAGCGGUUGCGAAUCAACUCCAACAAGUCUCUCCAAUCAGGUUUAUUUCUCCCAACUCUUUGUGCCAAAAACCCACCUCAUUUUCCCCCAUUUUCCAAGAAACCAAACAGGGAAAUUCUUUUCGUUUUCCGCUCGAAAUUACUCAGACUUUGUUCUUCAAAUCCAUCUGUAGCUGUUUCCUUUCGUCCUCCGAUAAAUCUUGUUUUCGUUAUCUUUCAUUUCUUGAUUCCUUGGUAUUGACUUUUUUUAUUUUAUUUUUUCCACUUGAGGGUUUUUGAUUAAUCAGAAAUGGGCGACAUGAAAGACAAAGUUAAGGGGUUCAUGAAGAAGGUCAAUAAUCCAUUCUCUUCUUCUUCUUCUUCUUCUUCUGGUAAAUUCAAGGGCCAAGGUAGAGUUUUGGGAUCGUCUUCAUCGGGACCUUCGAAUCCAAUUCUUACACGUCCCUCCCAAACCCCUCAGCCGAAGCCGAUUCCAAGUUAUAGUUCCUCAUCAGCUUCGUUGAAUUCUAAGCCUUCCUCUCAGAAAACACAGAAUCACGAACAAAGUAGGUCACAGUUCUCGAAUAAUUCGAACCCGGAUCGCAAACCGGCAAAUGGGUUUGAUGCUUUCGAUUCAUUGAUUACUACUGGUAAGAGAUCUCAAAAUGGGCACUCACUGAAUGUGUAUGAAUGUCCACUUUGUGGUCAAUCGUUUAGGUCAGAAGAAGAGGUGUCUGAGCAUGUGGAUAGCUGUGAGAAUGAUUCAGUUGAAAAUAAUAGAGAAGAUGGUGCUUCGGGAUUGAACAACGAUGGAGGGGAGUCAUCUCAGAGUGAAUUGGAGGUUUGUAUUGGCACAUUUCUUUCGGGAAAGCCAACAGCAGGGUCGGUUGAGGUUGUUCUCAAGCUUUUUAGGAAUAUAGUUGGGGAACCACAAAACGCAAAGUUCAGAAAAAUCAGAAUGAGCAAUCCAAAGAUAAGGGAGGCGAUCGGUGAGGUCGCCGGAGGGGUCGAGUUGUUGGAGCUUGUGGGGUUUGAAUUGCGAGAGGAGGAGGGUGAAAUGUGGGCUGCAAUGGAGGUUCCUUCGGAGGAACGAAUUGGUAUAAUAAAAAGGACUAUUGAUUUACUCGAACCACCGAAGGUACAAGAGCCUCAGAAGAUGAAAAAUCCUUCAUCUCAAGCUUCAGUAGGGGCGGAUGAAAAGGUUGCGCCAAAGAAGAUUGACAGAAAGGUCAGGGUCUUCUUUGCUGUCUCCGAAAGCAUAGCAGCAAAAAUAGUUCUACCAGAUUCUUUCUAUAAUCUCUCUUUUGAUGAGCUGAAAAGAGAAGCUGAUUUGAGAAGGAAGAAGAUUGCAGAUUCACAGCUUUUAAUCCCAAAGUCAUACAAGGAAAAGCAGGCAAAAGCUGCUAGAAGGAAGUACACUAAAACUGUUAUUCGUAUCCAUUUUCCUGAUGGAGUGGUGCUUCAAGGUUUUUUCAAUCCAUGGGAACCAACUAGCUCUCUCUAUGAGUUUGUGAGCUCAGCUCUGAAAGAACCCAGUUUGGAAUACGAUCUAUUACAUCCUGUACUCGUCAAACGGCGGGUGAUCCCUCGUUUUCCAGCAGCAGGAGAGAAACUUCCAACACUAGAUGAAGAGGACUUGGUCCCCUCAGCGCUUAUAAAGUUUAGACCUGUUGAAACAGAUUCCAUUGUUUUUACAGGGCUGCGCAAUGAACUCCUUCAAAUUAGUGAACCUCUUGAAGUUGAUUCGGCUGUUGCAUCGGUGUAGUCAUGAAUCAAACCAUUCUGUUAUAAAUUUCAGUCAUUAGCACUUUUUGGUGAUUUCCUGUUCACCUACUUACGGUGGAACAUGAUCAUACAGAUACAGUUGACAAAAUGUGCAUUUGUAUAUGUUUGAUGAUUGAAGUGGCUUUACAAUAAAGUUGAUUUUGUAAGGCAUUGUUUGUGGAAGGCCUAUUGAGAAUCA